AUGUCAAGGUUUCGUUGGAUAUGGCAAGCUUCCCUGAAUGCAACCAAGAAAGCUCUGACAUGGAACGUUGAAGAUUGGACCCCUCCCAUUGAAAAAUACAUAUUCAAUUUCAGUUCAAAAGAGGAGCUCAAAAAAUGGCAUCUUUAUUCUGAUGCUGAAUAUGGAGGGUUGUCUUCGGCUUCGUUGGAGAUCAAAGAUGAUUCAAAUAAAACAAGCGGAUUUUUGUCUGGUAACCUUUCCCUGGAUGUAAACGAAGGUACGAAAUGGAAAAUAACUAGGAGCUGCUUUUGUGGAAUGCAGUCCAAGAAGGUGAACAAUAAUUCCAUUUUCUUUUAUGGAGUCUCCGCUUGGUAUGAUGGAUGGAAAGGCAUGAGAAAGGAGAAUUUGUAA
Molecule: messenger RNA, 390 nt
Organism: Hibiscus syriacus
Lineage: Eukaryota; Viridiplantae; Streptophyta; Magnoliopsida; Malvales; Malvaceae
Product: probable complex I intermediate-associated protein 30
Exons: 4
Coding region: 1-390 (129 amino acids)
Biological process (GO): mitochondrial electron transport, NADH to ubiquinone; mitochondrial respiratory chain complex I assembly
Cellular component (GO): mitochondrion
Source: RefSeq, a predicted model, not a curated record